UGAAAACUGCGAAACCGUAAACUGCACGUCAGCGCGCAAAAGCUCAAUUACGACUCCGCAAGUCACUGCGACGGAGAGGCAAGAAAUUGCCCAUUCAGCCAUUGCGCAACUGAUCACAAGCCGAGACAUGCGAGCUCCCGCAGCGGUCUCACCACACAACUUAAUCUCUGAAAUGCCAGACCCAUAGCCACCGCUCUAUAUUUUCCUUUACUUCCGUCUUCCGCCAUGGAGCGGGAGAGAAAACGCGAACUGCGCGAGCAGAAUGAGAGGGCGUGGGGCGGAGACACAGAUGUAUUUCCGGUGCAGAAUUCCUUGGAUUCAAACCUGAAGAAGAACACAGCCUUCAUUCGGCGCCUACGCACGUCCAUCAACCCACAAUCGCUUAAUGCGUUCCUCCUCGAGGUGCGCUCGCUCUCGCUGCAGAAGUACCUUUCCGAAAUUAUUUCUGCUUGCUACGAGGGCCUGUGCAAACUCAAGUCUCCAGGGGAUAUUAGUGUCGGUGUGGAGGUUGUCAGUGCGUUGCAUCAACGCUUCGGACCUGCGGAGUUUACGGGCUAUCUAGGUUGGAUGAUCGGCCGGGGCUUGAGCACGCCAGAUAAGAGUCAGCUGAAGGCAUUGACGCAAGACGUACGUGAGAGAGAAGAGAAGGAAAGGGUCGCCAGGCAGCGAAUUUUGCUCCGUGUUGCUACCGAGCUGUGGCUCGUUGGAGUGCUGCGCAGCCUCGAGGAUGUUGUACGACCAGAAGAGGCCGGCAAGGCCAGAGAGGGUGCAAAGGUUCCCGAGCCAUCGGCGAAAGCAAAAGCCAGCGCGCGAGGAGAUGCCGAUGCCGAGCCGUUCCCGCUCGAAGUGCUCAAAGAUUUGCUGGGUCACGAUCGCGAACACGUGAACCUUCCGCUUGUCGUCACUUUUGUCAAGACGUUUUCAUGGGACGUCUUGGGUGUUAAGGCAUCGGAAGGUCGGAAGGCGAAUGCCGAGAAUGGUGCUUCCAAAGAUGCGGACGACGAGGCAAGUGUCGAAGAAAACGACGAUGCACACACCGAAGACCCACCGCUUGUCAAGCCUGAGAUACGACAGCGCUUUCACAAUAUCCUCCUGAAGUAUUUUGAGGAUGUCAAGAACCAUGUCAUCCGCGAUCAGAAGAACAUUGUCUCUCAGGGGAAGCGCAAUGCCGAAGCCUAUGUACGCUCCGGAGAGGUCUUCGAGGACAGACAGGCGAACUAUGAAAAGCAAGUCAAGGCCCAGGAGAAGCUCGUCGCAAGCGCUCAGGUACUUGCUGAUGCCCUCGGCGCAGAGAUGCCAGACCUCAAGGAGAAAGAGACCGCUCCAGGAGCUAGCGACGGGAGCAUUGGGCUUGUCAAAACUGGCGAAUAUCUGCGCGGUCAGGGCGAAGGUGCGGGAAUUUGGGAAGAUGAAGACGAACGACGCUUCUACGAAAGUCUAGUCGAUCUCAAGGAUCGCGUGCCGGGCAUUUUGCUUGAGGACAAGAAAAAGAGCAAGGAGACAGAAGAGCCUGUUGGCAAGAAGCCAGAUAUUGGACCGGAAAGUUCCGAGAACAAAACUGGUGAUAAUGACGACGCAUCCAUGACUAUUGCCAACAAGUCUGUUGGUGCACAGGUCGACGCCCUACUUGCUCGUCUGCCCGAAAUCACGAGUAAAGAUGGCGUUGACCAGGCCGCCAUAGACUUCUGCUUUCUGAACUCCAAAGCUUCCCGAAACCGCCUGAUCAAAUGCGUCGAGGAAAUCCCAAAAGGACGUACUGAUUUAUUACCGUUCUACUCUCGCCUUGUAGCUACUUUAGCCAAAUACAUGCCUGACGUUUCACAAGCACUGGUCAGCUAUCUUGAUGAGGAAUUUAGGAGCCUGCAGAGACGAAAGAGCAAGGAUUUCCUUGGCCAGGUUCGCAUGCAGAACGUCCGCUACCUUGCCGAGCUUACAAAAUUCGGUGUCGUUCCAGAACAUGUCAUCUUCCACUGUCUGAAGGUUGCGCUGGACGACUUUUCACGCAUGAACAUUGAGAUCAUGGCAAGCUUGAUGGAAAAUUGUGGGCGCUAUCUCUUGCGCAACCCAGAGACGUCGCCACGCAUGGCUUCUUUCCUCGAGACACUAAACCGCAAGAAGUCCGCUCAGCAUUUGGGUCAGCAGGAGCGAAUGCUUAUCGAAAAUGCGAUGUACUACGUCAAUCCACCAGAGCGUGGCGCUAUCGAGCAGAAGGAGCGGUCUCCGGUCGAUAUGUUCAUCCGCAAGCUUGUGUACCUGGACUUGAAACGUAGCAAUGUGGACAAGAUCACAAAACUCAUUAGAAAAUUGCACUGGGAAGAUGAGGAGGUUAUUACCGUACUAUUUAAAGUUUUCACAAAACCCGGGAAGGUCAAGUGGGUCAACAUCGAACUUCUCGCGACUGUGCUCGGUGCCCUGCGCAAACAUCAUCUCGACUUCGUCAUCUCUGUCAUUGAUACACUAAUUGAACAUAUCACGUUCGGACUUGAGAUCAAUGAUUUCAAGUUCAACCAAAAGCGCAUUGCCGAAGUGCGCUACCUCGGCGAGCUGUAUUGCGAAAAGGUUGUCGACUCGCGCCUCAUUUUUGAUACCUUGUUCAAAAUCAUCACGUACGGGCACGAAGGUGGUGUACCAAAACCAGGGGUCAUAAAUCCACUCGACCUCCCUGACGACUUCUUCCGCAUACGCCUCGCCUGUACGCUAUUAGAUGUCCUCGGCGAGCUUGACGGGGUGUUUGAUAGGGGCCCGGCAAAGAAAAAGCUUGACUUUUUUCUCACCUUCUUCCAGUACUACGUCGCGACGAAAGACGUUCUGCCAAUGGACAUCGACUUUCUGAUUCAGGAUACUUUCUUCAAACUGCGUCCUCAAUGGAAGCUUCUUACUGAGCUUGACGAAGCCGGCCAGGCUUUUGCUGAGCUUGUAAAGCAAAACUAUCAGAAUGCUUCUGCAGAUAGGGCUGAGGAAGAAGCUGAGGAAGAAUCCGCUUCAGACGACGAGAACGAAGAGCCAUCCCUGCGCAAGGACGUCGAUGAAAAGUCUUCCGGCGAGGAGGUUGACGAAUCCGGAAAUGGCGACGAGAGUCCAGACGAUGCAACAGAGGAUGAGUCGGAGGAAGAGCACAUUGUCGUCACUCGCCCAGAAGAUGAGCGUGACCCUGAGGCCGAUGCAGAAUUCGACCGUGAGCUUGCAAAACUCAUGGCAGAAAGCGUUGAGUCACGUAAAUUUGAGCGAAAACCUAUGUUCGAUAUACCUCUUCCGAUGCGACGUAAGGCUGACAGCGGAACCGCGGAGGGUGGCGAUCACACAAGCACAGACACCCCUGCAACAAUGAAAUUCAGCCUACUCAGCAAAAAAGGCACCCGACAGCAGACCAGAUCGAUCGACUUACCUGCGGACUCGACAUUCGCAAUUGCCAUGAAGACACAGCAACAAGCCGAAAGUGAAGAGAAGCAACGCAUUAAAAAUCUUGUUCUCAACUACGACUUGAACUCCGAAGCCGACACAGAUGGCAUAGAGAAGCAACCGCAGAACCCGUAUAACGUCCCGCGACUCGAUAAAGCCGGAAACAGUGCACGUGUGCAACGUGGACGCAGAUUACAAUUAAGCGAUAUGGACUGGUAUGAUUAAAAUAAACUCCCCACAAAUCUCUUGUCAAACAGGAGGCUGCACUUGUAGUAAAGACAUGCCGCUUGAUGCUUGGAAAGAUGCAAUCAAGAAUGUUCAAAGCUACAAGUGUUGAUCGAAGCCUGGUACCUUCAAGGAAUAAAAUUCAAAGUCAGAAUCCUUUGUGCUAACAGCAAGCGUGCGCGCGGCUGGACAGGACCUGAUGUAUCCACGAGAUGUACGGACGAUUCAUCAACUUGAUAUGUGCACAUGAUGUGUACGCUCUCUAAAAGUCUCGGCGAUACAGCGCCCAUUAGCUGGUGACACGACAGUUGAAAAAAAAUCAGCCUGUCCUUCGAUUCACUCGAUCAAAAUCCAGCACGGGUACGCCAAUGGAUUGGUGGAUGAAAGAGCUAAGAAUCGCAGUGGACUUGCCACCAUAGAUGGUGAUGACUGUCGAGAGUAGCUGCAAGGGGACGAAACAAUCGGCUGAACAGCGAGUAUCAACAUCACUUUCUUUAUUACGUCAGAUUACGUUACACACUAACAAGUAGGCAAAGCUGGGAUACAUAGCUAUGUUGAGAUCCUCAUACGGGAGUAGGCUUGCAUUUGUAGAAAUCCAAAUUAUCGAUCGUUUACAUAUGCCUUGACUUGAG
This is a messenger RNA of Verruconis gallopava, 4256 nucleotides long. RefSeq lists its product as uncharacterized. Gene Ontology annotation, cellular component: exon-exon junction complex; cytoplasm. The record is from RefSeq and is a predicted model, not a curated record. Gene Ontology annotation, biological process: nuclear-transcribed mRNA catabolic process, nonsense-mediated decay. NCBI's taxonomy places the organism in Eukaryota, Fungi, Ascomycota, Dothideomycetes, Venturiales, Sympoventuriaceae. The transcript is spliced from 5 exons. The coding region runs from base 226 to 3624 and encodes 1132 amino acids. Gene Ontology annotation, molecular function: protein binding; RNA binding.